Symbiodinium sp. CCMP2456 is the source of this 915-nucleotide messenger RNA. NCBI's taxonomy places the organism in Eukaryota, Dinophyceae, Suessiales, Symbiodiniaceae. The record is from the annotation of a GenBank genome assembly.
GUGGCGAGCGCCAGCGAGGCCUGGCGAGGAGAGCUCCGAAAGCUUGGGCUGGAGCAGAUCAUCACUGCGAGGAUGCCAGAGUUCUUGCACAACCCGCGGGCCAUGAAGUAUGCAACCUGGUGCGCCGCCUCUAUGGUAGGUUUGCCUUACGUCGUUCAGGAGCUGCGCACGCACUCCCAAAGCGCGGUUGCCGUCGAUGCUUGCUUCUGCACCAUCAUCGACAUCCUCGACGACGAUGUAUCGGGUGCGUGGCUUCUUCAGCAUCAGCGAGUGGAGGCGGAUGUGCUCAACGCGAGUGACGUCUCGUUGCUGAUGGAUAUGGUGGUGCAGUCGAUGCUGCUGCACAAGGAGGAGACGAUGCUACAGAGAAGAGGAUGUCACUGUUUGGCGCUCAUGGUGCGCCUCAAACACCUACACCUGCUGCCGCAGGAGCUGUUGUGUCGAAUCAUCGAGGUGGCAUUGUCCACGAUUGCCACCACCUCUCCCGGAUCCGUUCGUGAUAGUUCAUACUGCCUCCGGCAGAUGCUCGAGGCGCAGGUCUGCCGGGGCGAAGAAGCCCAGAAAGAGGAGCAGGUGAGAACUGCCUUGAAGCUGGAACUUCAUCGCCAAGGGGCGGUGGCUCUCCUGCAUCAGCAGAUGGACUACUUCCUCGAGCUGGAAGAUGCCUACAGGCAUUCGGAGAUUUUCGAAGAAAUUGCUGCCUGCCUGUUCGCCUUGAAUGGGCCUUUGGCGGCCUUAAGCGCCUGGGACCAUUAUCUGUUGGUGUCGCUGGUGGACGUGGAUGGCCGGGUCUUCGUGCGCGGGGCGGGUAUGAAGGCGAUCUUCGAGAUGGGCCGGGCGGAAGCGUCCACCCUGCAGCCAGUGGCGGGUCAAAUUCUCGCGGCCGUGCAGAGCUUCCUAGCAGACGACCCCGAG